Entelurus aequoreus (snake pipefish) is the source of this 2913-nucleotide messenger RNA. RefSeq names its product TNNI3 interacting kinase (gene tnni3k). The coding region runs from base 109 to 2616 and encodes 835 amino acids. The transcript has 25 exons. Gene Ontology annotation, biological process: protein phosphorylation; protein localization to ciliary inversin compartment. NCBI's taxonomy places the organism in Eukaryota, Metazoa, Chordata, Actinopteri, Syngnathiformes, Syngnathidae. The record is from RefSeq and is a predicted model, not a curated record. Gene Ontology annotation, molecular function: ATP binding; protein binding; protein kinase activity. Gene Ontology annotation, cellular component: ciliary inversin compartment.
GAUCCUCUCUUUAUCUGGACGAGUGCAAUUGUGGCCGAGUGAGAGAUUGUAUGACUGCCUGUUCACCAACGACAACACUGCACAUAUCAUCAGUCACGGACCUUAUCGAUGGGGAAUUACAAAUCAAGACCAUCACAGACGUGUACAGAUGAAUGGAAGAAGAAGGUGAGUGAGUCGUAUUCAGUGAUCCUGGAGAAGCUGGAAGAUGACCUCCAGCUUAAAGACAGUGAACUUGUGGACCUCAAACUAGCAUUCAGCUCCGAUGAGGCGUUUCAGAAAGUGAACUUGAACUACCGAACGGAGAAGGGCCUGUCCUUGCUGCAUCUCUGCUGCGUAUGCGAAGGUAACAAGGGACACAUCAGUUCUUUAAUGCUCAAAGGUCUACGCCCUUCCAGACUGACCAAAAAUGGAUUCACUGCACUCCACUUGGCCGCGUACAAGGACAAUGGCGAGCUGGUUACGGCACUUCUCCAUGGGGGUUCAGAUGUGCAGCAGCUGGGCUACGGCGCCCUCACUGCACUGCACGUGGCCACGUUAGCUGGACACAUGGAGGCGGCGGAUAUUCUCCUCCAACAUGGGGCUAAUGUCAACGUCCAGGACGCUGUGUUUUUCACCCCGCUGCAUAUCGCCUCCUAUAACGGCAACGAGCAGCUUGCCAAACUGUUGCUCAAGUUCGGGGCGGACGUAAACGCUAGUGGCGAGGUGGGGGACCGGCCGUUGCAUCUGGCCGCAGCCAAGGGUUUACUUGAUAUCAUCACGCUGCUGGUGGGGGAGGGAGCCAAAGCUAACGUGAACGCUCAGGACAAUGAGGACCACGUCCCCCUCCAUUUUUGUGCCCGCUUUGGCCACCAUGAGGUCGUACGCUUCCUCCUUCAGGGCAACAUUGACGCGCAACCUCACGCUACCAACAUCUACGGGGAUACACCGUUACACUUGGCCUGCUACAAUGGCAAAUACGGCGCCGUGAAGGAGAUUAUCCAGCUCUCUGGUGCAGAGAGUCUUACAAAGGAGAACAUUUUCAGCGAGACAGCACUUCACAGUGCAUGCACCUAUGGUAAAGACCUGGAGAUGGUCAAGUUCUUGUUGAGCCAGAAUACCAUGAGCAUCAACCACCAGGGCAGAGAUGGACACACAGCCCUGCACAGCGCCUGUUUCCACGGCCACAUCCGCCUGGUGCAGUUCCUGCUGGACAACGGGGCAGACAUGAACCUGGUGGCCUGCGACCCCAGCAGGUCCAGCGGGGACAAGGAUGAGCAAACCUGCCUGAUGUGGGCUUAUGAGAAAGGUCAUGAUGCUAUUGUCACUUUACUGAAACACUACAAGCGCCCCGAUGAUUCUCCCUGCAAUGAGUACUCGCAACCAGGAGGGGAUGGCUCCUACGUUUCUGUCCCGUCCCCUUUGGGAAAGAUAAAGAGCAUGACGAAAGAAAAAGCUGAAGUCCUUCUCCUCAGGGCCAGCCUCCCCUCUCACUUCCAUCUUCAGCUUUCUGAAUUGGAAUUUAAUGAAAUAAUUGGAUCAGGCUCCUUCGGCAAGGUUUACAAAGGAAAGUGCCGAAAUAAAGUUGUUGCAAUCAAACGCUACAGAGCCAACACAUACUGCUCCAAGUCAGAUGUGGACAUGUUCUGCCGAGAGGUGUCCAUCCUGUGUCGCCUCAACCACCCCUGCAUCAUCCAGUUUGUGGGCGCGUGCCUCGAUGACCCCAGCCAGUUCGCCAUUGUCACCCAGUACAUCUCGGGGGGUUCGCUCUUCUCUCUGCUGCACGAACAGAAGAGGCUUAUUGAUCUGCAGUCCAAGCUCAUCAUCGCCAUCGAUGUAGCCAAGGGAAUGGAAUACCUGCACAACCUCACCCAGCCUAUCAUUCACAGAGACCUCAACAGUCACAAUAUUCUUCUCUACGAGGAUGGUCAUGCUGUGGUGGCUGAUUUUGGAGAGUCCAGAUUUCUACAGUCUGUUGACGAGGACAACAUGACCAAGCAGCCGGGGAACUUGCGAUGGAUGGCUCCUGAAGUCUUUACCCAGUGUACUCGCUACUCAGUGAAAGCUGACAUGUUCAGCUAUGCCCUCUGUUUGUGGGAGUUGCUCACCGGAGAAAUUCCCUUUGCACACUUGAAACCUGCUGCUGCAGCAGCGGACAUGGCCUACCAUCACAUUAGGCCACCUGUUGGCUAUUCCAUCCCCAAACCCAUCUCUGCACUUCUGAUGAGAGGAUGGAACGCAUGUCCAGAGGACCGUCCAGAGUUCUCUGAAGUGGUCACCAACCUGGAGGAGUGCUUAUGCAAUGUUGAGCUAAUGUCACCUGCCUCAAGCAACAGCAGUGGUUCCUUGUCACCUUCCUCCUCAUCGGACUGUCUGCUUGCCCGCGCCGGGCCCAGCCGGGGUCACGUGGCCGCCCUGCGGUCCAGGUUCGAGCUGGAGUACGCUCUCAACACUCGAGCCUAUGCCUUCUGGAGCCAGAGUGAGCGAAGGCGAGCAUCUGGUGGUCUCUCACUGGAGGAAAUAAGAAGGAGCAUGCAGUUUUCUCCCAUUGAUCGCAAUGGUUACGUGUCGGAUCCAAUGAGCACCAUGCGUUUCUGCUCAUCAUUCAGCAGCAACGGCAGCUUUGAAGACAGUAACUAACCCCCUUUAUAAAGCAUUCAUUUGUUUUGUUUUUUUUACUUCUUUUAUUUACGAUUCAGGCUGUAAAUACUGUGUAAUGUGUAGGGUAGCAGCACUGACUAAAACUAUUAGCUCAUUUUUAAAUCACGUUUCACUAUGUUACUAAAACUAUUAGCUCAUUUUUAAUUCGCCUUUCACUAUGUUACUCUUACAACAAUAAACAUGUCUACAUUUGAUUUUGUGUGUAGGCUUUGCAAGCAUUGGAAAUAAUCCAAAUGUCAGUUGUCAGUUUUAAUUUAUUCAGUGAAACCCUGCAAA